This is a messenger RNA of Trichechus manatus latirostris (Florida manatee), 1926 nucleotides long. Its product is annotated as putative testis-expressed protein 13C. The coding region runs from base 1 to 1926 and encodes 641 amino acids. The record is from RefSeq and is a predicted model, not a curated record. NCBI's taxonomy places the organism in Eukaryota, Metazoa, Chordata, Mammalia, Sirenia, Trichechidae. Gene Ontology annotation, molecular function: mRNA binding. The transcript has a single exon.
AUGGCGGUAGAGUUAGGGGACCAUGGAAGCGGGUUCCGCCACAAUGAAGUGAUCAGGUUCAUUAACAAUGAGGUCCUUAUGAAUGGCGGCGGCCCAGACUUCUACCUUGCUUUCCGCUCGCGGCCGUGGAACGAGGUGGAGGACCGGCUUCGGGCCAUCGUGGCGGACCCGCAGGUGCCCCGCCCCAUCAAGAGGGCCUGCACCUGGAGCGCGCUGGCUCUGAGCGUGCGUGCGGCCGCGAGGCAGCGGGAGCAGCAGAUGCGUCGGGUGCGGUUGCUGCAGGAGCAGGUGGAGGAGCGCGAGGCAGCCUCCUGUGCCCUGGCCUCCGAGCUGCAGCGCCUGCGUGAGGAGCGCGAGAAGGCGAGCUUGCAGAUGCAUUUCACACGAGCGGCCCUGCAGCAGGCACUGAAUGAGCGUGACGUGCUGCGCGGGAGGCUGUUCCAGGUGGAGAGAUCGGCACAGUUCUACCCACUGCCCCAGGAGGUCGCGUCUGGGAAUCAAGCUGAGCAGCAUGGGGCCGCAGCGUGGCCCCUGCAUGCGGAGGAUCAGAGCCAAGUGGUGGCCAUGGGGGCACAGAGCAUGCCGUGUUCAGAGGCACAGAUGGCAGCCCCAGCAGCUAUGCUUUACGUGCCGGGACCACCGGGUCCCUGGGGCCAGGCCAUGCAACCCCAUUUGCCAAUGCCAGUGCCACACCCAUGCCUAUUCCACCCUCCAUACCCAAUGGGAUUCCCAUACUCGACACCUGUACCAGCAGCAGCAGCAGCAGUCCCACCUCACAUGCCUCCUGGAGGGAUACACCCAGCUGGCCUGUGGGCUCCAGUGGGGUCCCAGGAGAUGGCCCCACUGUGGGACCAGAGGAGCUAUGGCCAGGAGCAAGGUUCUGGGAACACCCAGGGGACAUUUUCCCUGGGGGACAACAAGAGUCACAGCCAGGGAGAAGGUCCAGUGAAGCCCCAGGGGACAACCCCCCUGGGGGACAGCAAGAGCUGCAGCCAGGAGGAAGGUCCAGAGAAGCCUCAGGAGAUGACCCCCCUGGGGGACGGCAAGAGCCCCAGCCAGGACGAUGGUCCAGAGAAGCCCCAGGGGACAACCCCCCUGGGGGACAGCAAGAGCUACAGCCAGGAAGAUGGUCCAGAGAAGCCCCAGGGGACAACCCCCCUGGGGGACAGCAAGAGCUACAGCCAGGAAGAUGGUCCAGAGAAGCCCCAGGGGACAACCCCCCUGGGGGACAGCAAGAGCUACAGCCAGGAGGAAGGUCCAGAGAAGCCUCAGGGUAUGGCCCCACUGGGGGACGGCAAGAGCCCCAGCCAGGAAGAUGGUCCAGAGAAGCCUCAGGGGACAUCCCCCAUGGGGGACAUCAAGAGCUACAGCCAGGAAGAUGGUCCAGAGAAGCCUCAGGAGAUGACACCCCUGGGGGACAGCAAGAGUCACAGCCAGGAGGAAGGUCCAGAGAAACUUCAGGGUUUGGACCCCCUGGGGGACAGCAAGAGCCACAGCCAGAAGGAUGAUUCAGAGAAGCCUCUGGGGAUGGACUUUCUGGGGGACAGCAAGAAAUCCCGCCAGAAGGAAGGUCCAGAGAAGCCUCAGGGUUUGGACCCCCUGGGGGACAGCAAGAGCCACAGCCAGAAGGAAGGUCCAGAGAAGCCUCAGGGUAUAAACCCCCUGGGGAACAGCAAGAUCCAUGGUGUGAGAGAAGGCCCAAAGAAACAGCAGCCUCAGGGGCAAAAGGCCAAGCAACCAAGAGGAAAAAAAGCCUCGGAAUACCAGCACCAGGAGAAGCCUGUCCCCGGAGGCAGUCCCGCGAAUUGGGAUUGCCUGUGGUGCAGAGCGAUGAAUUUUUCAUGGCGCACAGCCUGCUAUAAAUGCAAGAGAGUCUAUAUGCCAGGUGAGAGCGGAGGCCUUGACCCAGGACAAGCUCCUCACUGA